Molecule: messenger RNA, 125 nt
Organism: Cetraspora pellucida
Lineage: Eukaryota; Fungi; Glomeromycota; Glomeromycetes; Diversisporales; Gigasporaceae
Source: the annotation of a GenBank genome assembly
AACAUACUGCAAGCAAUGAAGAUAUUGGCAUUGAUGAAAUUUCAAAUGAUUCUAUUCUAAGUAGUAAAACAGAAUCUGUACUGACUAAAAUAUUACAAUCAUCAAAUAAUUGGAGACAACCUUAA